AUGGUAUGGCUUCUGACCAUAAAUGGGGCGGACGCCCAGCCAAGACACAUGGUUUUUCGUGUCCCGAUAGACAGGCCAAGUGAAUGCCCGGGAAUCAAGGUUAGUCCUGUGAAUGAGGUUGCUACCCUCGUGUAUAUUCGCAAGAAUGUACCGAGUAUUCCGGUUCCACAGGUGUAUGCCUUUGAUGGCGGCGACACGCUGAUUGGGGUUCCGUUUUUCGCGAUGGUGUGA
Morchella sextelata is the source of this 231-nucleotide messenger RNA. RefSeq lists its product as uncharacterized. The transcript has 2 exons. NCBI's taxonomy places the organism in Eukaryota, Fungi, Ascomycota, Pezizomycetes, Pezizales, Morchellaceae. The record is from RefSeq and is a predicted model, not a curated record. The coding region runs from base 1 to 231 and encodes 76 amino acids.